GCACACACAUCGCUAAACGCCAUGCAGGGGACAUGCUUUCAAGAGGUAGGCUUCAGAGGAGCUGUGGUAACGGAUUUAAAAUAUGGCUUUCAAACAGAUGUUUGAUGAAUUCAUAACCAAAGCUGCAUUACACACGGUGAUGGAACGCUUUCCACAGGACUACAAAAGAGCUAGUGAUGAAGGCAAGAUCAAGGAAUUGCGGAAGGCAACGGAAUUUACGAUUGUCGAGGUGAAUCAGAUGUUAGAUGCUAGAGAGAAAGGGUACAAGCUGAAGGAUGUCUUGGCACAGUUACCAGGUGAUAGAAUCAAUGGGAUGGUGAGGGCACUUGGAAAGAAAACAUUUGAAAUGACAACUGACGGUCAGGUUGUCAAAGUGACCAGAGACGGUGCAAUGUUUCUGCCCGACAUCAGUUUAACUUGUUUGAACUCGAACCGUAACAAAGCGAGUAAAUUACAAAUAGCCAGUAUUGUUGUAGAAUGCGUGAUCCUCAUCCUCGAGCUCAUCGGAGUUGAUAUUCCUGAUGACGAAGAAGAGGUGAAAAAGGCCAUCCAAAUCGCUUUGGAUGCCCUUGACAAGAGCAAAACGCUCAUUAAUGAUGUUGACAAAAUACAGAAAGAUUAUGAAAAUGGCGACUAUCCAGCAAUGGCGAAAGAUAUUUUCGUGCUUGUUGUUGAUAGUUUCCAUGAGGGUGUCUUCUGGGAUAUAACCAAAGCCUUAUUGUCUGACAUGCCGUGGUAUGAUUGGAUCAUCACCUCUGCACAAAUUGCAGCUUUCAUUGCUAUGCUGGUUGCUACAGAAGGAGUGGCAGAGAUAGCAGAGUUAGUGGCAGAGUUAGCCGAUGCUGCAUUCUUCCUGGAGAAGCUGGCAAACUUGGCAAAUUUGAAGGAAAUGGAAAUGAAAACAAAGUGGGAUUGCCAAUGUUGCGAUUUAUUGAGAUUCAAUCUGAUCAGACAAAAGCUUCCCAUAUUUUUCAAAUCUACGAAAAGUUGAAUAUUUUAUAUUUCAUUAAAAAAAGUAGGACAUCCAUGACAUUGUCUUUCCAUGUCAUCCAUUGUGUGCAAAUAAGCAAAACCUUUAAAACUUUAUUUUUGCAUCCAACUUUUCAUGAUUACGCUUGUGUAAUUAUUAUUUAAAGAACUUAUUAGGGUAAGGGGAAAGUACAGCCCCUUUAUUAUAGUAUAUAUAAUCGUGAUAAGAUUCUAACAAAAAAAAUUAUAUCAGCAUUACUUGAAGAAAAAAUGUAUUGUGUCAUGUGUUGUAAAUAAAACCUUACCUUAAGAUAUAAUGAUUUGUACUUCCUAGUAUAUAUCUUGGUAACAUGAUAUUUUAAGAGCUUGUUGUGGGUUUUGGUAUUUCGGUAAACGAAAGAAGAAAAUGAAAUUGUCUGAUGAUUCAAUUGCUGCAACGAAUUUUAUUCAAAGGCAGCAAAAAUUUGUUUUUAUACUAAUGACUUCGAAACACAUAUUCAUAUCUUUUGUCGACGUGCGAAAACCUUAUCUCCAUUUGAAUCUAGUUAACCGUACUCACCAAAGUGCAUCAAUUGCAAACGAUAAAACAGUGAAUCAAUAUUAGCUUUUCGCAUGUUGAAAUAUUAUACUUAUAUGAUAGCAAGCUACUUGUUUGGGUUUUUAAAAUGUAUUUUGGGGGUCUUUCCAACAAGGUUGUGGAAAUUAUAUUUUAACAAUGUGAAAAUAUAAUGACAUGCCAUGUGUAUAUACGCUUUCUUUGCAUACAGGAUUUAAAUUGAAUGAGCGGUGUGAUUCUCUUAUGUUUGACAUUGGUGUGUAAAACCAUGAGUUUCUGUUUAUUUGUUGUGAUAAUUAUUUCUAUGUUGAUCAAUGGAAAUCGGAAGAAAAAAUGGCAUAUUACCAAUUAGAUGCACGAGUGUUUUCAAGCAUGAUUUUAUUGCUACAAAUAUUUUGUUUGUAAAUAGGCCUACACUUUUUUUCAUGUAAAUUGUAAUUUCUUAAUCGUAGAGCUACUUGUGUGUGUGUGUGUGUAUUUGAGUUUUGUCAGACGUGUAUCAAUCAGAUAUAAUUAUUUACGUCUGGGACCGACCUUUAACGUCACCAUCCGAAAGACGUGACCAGGGCUCGAACCUCUGCAUCAAUUUGUAACUUCCCCACAUAGCUUGGAUUACAGGCGCACGACACAACGCCCAGUUAUAUUAAUUUACCUUUAAAUUCUUUUUACUUCAACUAUUUAAUUUUUAUAAGCCUAGUUAGAUUUUUUUACAUCGCUAUGGUUCGUAAUAAUGAUAGUCAGUUUUUUGUAUAAGACAUAACAAAUAUGUCUCUAUGCACUUCAGAAAAUGAAGGAAAGGAAGAGAUGUGUUGGCGAAUUCACUUUGUUGGGGUUAGGUGCAAUUUAAACAAGUAGGUUUUGAGGGCUGCUUUGAAUUUGUUAACUGAAUCGAUUCUUUUUAGGGAAAUUGGGAGCUUGUUCCAUAAGAUAGGGGCUGCAUGAGCAAAUGAACGUUCAUCACAUGUUUUUGUUUUGUUUUUUUAUUGGAGGAACGAUUAAUGAAUACUUACUUUGUGAAUGUAAAUUACGUGUUGGCUUUUACACAGUGACUAAAUCAUUUAAGUAUGAAGGAGCAAGUCCAUAUAUAAAAACAUCAUAUACUAAUAACAAAAUCUUAAAUUGGAUUCGAAAUUGGACGGGUAACCAAUGUUAUCACAUUCCCUUUUUUUCGAGUAGCGAGCCGUGCUGUAGAAUUUUUUAUAGUUUGGAGUCUUUGAAUUUGGUUGUUGAGAACACUGCAAAUUUUCAUAUUUUCAUAAUAUCGAAGAAAAGGAUACAAAGAACAUAAGAACUAAUCGUCUCAUUAGACAUGUCGGAAAUAAAUAUGAAUUUGUCUUUUUGCAUAUAACACACCACUGUAAUGUUUGAGAAAAAGGAAAAUGAAUACAACUUAAAUAAUGAUGUAUAUAAAAUUGAUAAAAAUGUAUUUGAUAAUUGAUAUCAUAAAUAAAACUAUCUAGAGUAUAAUCUUUCUC
This is a messenger RNA of Lytechinus pictus (painted urchin), 3000 nucleotides long. RefSeq lists its product as uncharacterized. Lineage: Eukaryota; Metazoa; Echinodermata; Echinoidea; Temnopleuroida; Toxopneustidae. The transcript is spliced from 2 exons. The record is from RefSeq and is a predicted model, not a curated record. Bases 83 to 991 code for a protein of 302 amino acids.